This is a messenger RNA of Mucor velutinosus, 705 nucleotides long. RefSeq lists its product as uncharacterized. Lineage: Eukaryota; Fungi; Mucoromycota; Mucoromycetes; Mucorales; Mucoraceae. Gene Ontology annotation, biological process: cytoplasmic translation; ribosomal large subunit assembly. The record is from RefSeq and is a predicted model, not a curated record. Gene Ontology annotation, molecular function: RNA binding; structural constituent of ribosome. Bases 1 to 705 code for a protein of 234 amino acids. The transcript has 3 exons. Gene Ontology annotation, cellular component: cytosolic large ribosomal subunit; ribosome.
AUGUCGCACGCACCUAGAAAUAGCUUCAUUGCUCCCGGCGUAUCUCGCUACUCUCGUUCCGCUGCCUACUCCAAGAAGGCUCAAUACAAGCGUAAGCAAACCGCUGUUGCUGCUCCUGCCAAGGCUGCUGCUACUGACAAGACUGUCGAGGUUAAAGGUGGUAAGAACGGUAACAACCGUACCGUCCCUGCUCAAAAGGCUUCUCGCUUCUACCCUGCUGAGGAUGUUCCUCAACCCAAGGCUGGUCGCAAGGCUGCUCCCAAGACCUCUCUCCGUUCCACCAUCACUCCCGGUACCGUUGCCAUCCUCUUGGCCGGUCGUCACAGUGGUAAGCGUGUCGUCGUCUUGAAGCAACUCGACUCCGGUCUCCUCCUCGUCACUGGUCCCUUCAAGAUCAACGGUGUCCCUUUGAGACGUGUCAACCAAGCCUACGUUAUUGCCACCUCCACCAAGGUUGAUAUCUCUGGUGUCAAGGUUGAUGAGAAGAUCAACGAUGCUUACUUCAAGAAGGCCGCUAAGGCUGAUAAGGCUUUCCUUCAAGGUGAAGAGAAGAAGGCUGCUUUCCCUGAGUCCAAGGCUGCUGACCAAAAGGCUGUUGACAAGGCUCUUCUCGAAGUUGUUGCCAAGACUCCUUUCCUCCGUCAAUACUUGGCCUCUUCUUUCGGUUUGAACAAAGGUCAAUUCCCUCACAACAUGAAGUUUUAA